CCCCUUGGAUGGCCUCGUCGCACACUGUGACACGGAAACCACCGGUAUUCCGAUGGCUUCUCUAGGUUACCAUGGGCGUUUGGAUCGCCACACCAGUAUAAAUCACAGACAAACACCUUGCUGUCGCCAACAGCUCCUCCUCACUGCCCGUUGUUGCAGCCAUGCAGGCCCAUUCCCUCGCCCUCUCCCCGCGCCACCGCCUCCUCUCCUCCCCCUUGAUCAGCCCGAAAGCGGGCGGGUCGAGGAGACACCGAGUGUCGGCCAUCGCUGUGCCGCCCCUGCGUCGCAAUGCGGUCCAGCACUCGAUGCCGCCGGAGAAGGUGGAGGUGUUUCGGUCGCUGGAGGGGUGGGCCACGCGGGCGUUGCUGCCGCUACUGAAGCCCGUGGAGCAGUGCUGGCAGCCGACCGACUUCCUGCCGGACUCGUCUCGCCCGACAGAGGAGUUCGAGGAGGAGGUGCGGGCGCUGCGGGCCCGGACGGCGGAGCUGCCGGACGACUACUUCGUGGUGCUGGUGGGCGACAUGAUCACGGAGGAGGCGCUGCCGACGUACCAGACGAUGAUCAACACGCUCGACGGGGUGCGGGACGAGACGGGUGCGAGCGAAUGCCCCUGGGCCGUGUGGACGCGGAAGUGGACCGCCGAGGAGAACCGCCACGGCGACAUCCUGGGGAAGUACCUCUACCUCUCCGGCCGCGUCGACAUGCGCAUGCUCGAGAAGACCGUGCAGUACCUUAUCGGCGCCGGCAUGGAUCCGGGGACAGAGAACAACCCCUACCUGGGCUUCGUGUACACCUCCUUCCAGGAGCGCGCUACCUUCAUCUCGCACGGCAACACCGCCCGCCUCGCCAAGGAUCGGGGCGACGCCGUGCUGGCGCGCGUCUGCGGAACCAUCGCGGCCGACGAGAAGCGGCACGAGAACGCCUACGCCCGCAUCGUCGAGAAGCUGCUGGAGCUGGACCCGGACGGCGCCAUGCUCGCCAUCGCCGACAUGAUGCGCAAGAAGAUCACAAUGCCGGCCCACCUCAUGGUCGACGGCCGCGACCCGCGGCUGUUCGAUCACUACUCGGCCGUGGCGCAGCGGCUCGGAGUAUACACGGCGGCCGACUACGUGGCCGUCGUGGAGUUCCUAGUGGAUCGGUGGCGGCUGGAGAAGCUGGAGGCAGGGCUCAGCGGGGAGGGUCGUCGCGCGAGGGACUUCGUCUGCGGUCUGCCGGCCAGGAUGCGGAGGGUGCAGGAGCGGGCCAAGGUGGCGGAGCCAAAGAGAGUAAAGUUCAGCUGGAUCUUCGACAGGGAGGUGACGAUCUAAAGAUAACAAAGUGCAGGGUAGAGACCGUGGCAAUGCAGAUUGGUAGCCUCCGAUCAAUUUGGUGAACUUAAUUGUUGGAUUUUUCUUCCUCUAUGUCCAGUUUCAUUCUGGUUGGAUCAUGUUGCAAGUUUUUGAUGCAUUGUGGAAUGUCAAGCAAUACCAAGAACUGGGAUUCAAGA
Musa acuminata subsp. malaccensis (wild Malaysian banana) is the source of this 1486-nucleotide messenger RNA. RefSeq names its product stearoyl-[acyl-carrier-protein] 9-desaturase 1, chloroplastic-like. The record is from RefSeq and is a predicted model, not a curated record. Gene Ontology annotation, biological process: fatty acid biosynthetic process. Lineage: Eukaryota; Viridiplantae; Streptophyta; Magnoliopsida; Zingiberales; Musaceae. Gene Ontology annotation, molecular function: stearoyl-[ACP] desaturase activity. Gene Ontology annotation, cellular component: chloroplast stroma.